Messenger RNA from Gymnodraco acuticeps, 1629 nucleotides. It is a transcript of the gene slc35f6, whose product is annotated as solute carrier family 35 member F6. Gene Ontology annotation, biological process: transmembrane transport. Gene Ontology annotation, cellular component: membrane; intracellular membrane-bounded organelle. The coding region runs from base 1 to 1152 and encodes 383 amino acids. The record is from RefSeq and is a predicted model, not a curated record. Gene Ontology annotation, molecular function: transmembrane transporter activity. The transcript is spliced from 6 exons. Lineage: Eukaryota; Metazoa; Chordata; Actinopteri; Perciformes; Bathydraconidae.
AUGGCCUGGACUAAAUACCAGCUGUUCCUCGCUGGACUUAUGCUAACAACCGGCUCUCUCAACACAUUAUCGGCAAAAUGGGCGGACAUGUUCUCAGCGAAGGGAUGCCAUGAUGACCCCGAACAUGCUUUUGCUCACCCGUUUGUUCAGGCGGUGGGAAUGUUUAUGGGGGAGUUCAGCUGUCUCGCCGUCUUCUACAUUUUACUCUGCACUGACAGACGUAGACCCGAGCCCCGGAUAAACCCCGGCCAGAGCUUCCACCCUCUGCUCUUCUUCGCCCCCGCCAUGUGUGACAUGACGGCCACCUGCAUCAUGUAUGUUGCUCUCAACAUGACCAGCGCCUCCAGCUUCCAGAUGCUGCGGGGAGCCGUCAUCAUCUUCACCGGCCUGCUCUCCGUGACGUUCCUGGGCCGACGGCUGCAGAAGAGCCAGUGGCUCGGCAUCCUCACUACCAUCGUGGGCCUCAUCAUCGUCGGCCUCGCUGACUUCUUCAGAAAAAACAAAGCCGACACGCACAAACUCAGCGACGUCAUCACAGGAGACCUUCUGAUCAUCAUGGCGCAGGUCAUCGUUUCAGUGCAGAUGGUUCUUGAGGAAAAGUUUGUCUACAAACACGAUGUCCAUCCUCUCAAAGCUGUUGGGACUGAGGGUUUCUUCGGGUUCGUCGUCCUGUCGCUGCUUCUCAUCCCGAUGUAUUUCAUCCCCGUGGGAAACUUCAGCGACAACCCUCGGCAGGUCCUGGAGGACGUGCUGGACGCCUUCUGUCAGAUCGGCCACGAGCCUCUCAUCCUGCUGGCUCUGCUGGGCAACACCGUCAGCAUCGCCUUCUUCAACUUCGCCGGCAUCAGCGUCACCAAGGAGAUCAGCGCCACCACGCGCAUGGUGCUGGACAGCCUGCGCACGCUGGUCAUCUGGGUGGUGAGCCUGGCGCUGGGCUGGGAGCAGUUCCACGGCCUGCAGGUGGUGGGCUUCCUGGUGCUGCUGGUGGGCACGGCGCUCUACAACGGGCUGCACCGCCCCCUGCUGGCCAGGAUACCCUGCUGCGCCCAUCUGGUGGCCACCGAGGAGGAGGAGGAGGAGGGGGGGGACAGCCCGGGGGAGAGGGAGAGACUGCUGGGGGACGGCAGGGUGCAGACCCCGGACGAGAGCUAAAACAAGAGGACACUCUGUGGAGGACUCUGUCAGGGAUAGUCUGUUUUUAAAUAUGUUUCUUUCUCAGAUUUGACACAAUAUGGGAUAACAUCUGGGAGUGGGCAAGCUCUUUAAGAGGACACGAGGGUAGUUAGUAUCCAUUUUCUAAUCUCUGGGCAAAUAACUCUUUUUUUUAAAGACGGAUGGUAGAGAGUGAUGUCUAGAGGAGCUUUUAUUUUUACAAUACGGUUUUUUAAAGGGAUUUAUUCAAGUGAGAAAUGGAAAAUGAAUUUCUCAAACACAACUAAAGUCUCAACAUUAGCUCCUUACCCCUUAAAAUACUUCUUAUUCUUAAAAAAAUACUUGAACUGACAACUUCUCUAUUUAGUGCUGAAUCACUAAAACAAAUACUGUCAGACAAGAUGAACAAAUGUCAACUUACUUGAACUUUUAUUCAGAUUUUCUUAAAUUGAUGGAGAAGCUUCUUGUUUAUGAUUU